CCCCUCUCCGUCUAGCGCAAUGAGCUGCCCUAACGCCCCGCCCCGCCCCGAGGAGGCCGGAGGCCUGGCGAUGGUGCUGAGCACGUUGGGUCCCGGAGCCGCGCGGGUCCUGUUCUACCCGACCUUACUAUACACGCUGGUGCGGGAGUGGCUGCCCGGCUCGCAGCGGCCCUGGUUCAGCCGCGUCGACCGCUCCGUACUGCUGGGGGCGCUGCCUCUGCGGGGAAGGAGCCGCCAGUUGGUAGAGGAGCAGAAUGUCCGAGGAGUGGUCACCAUGAACGAAGAGUAUGAGACUCGCUUCCUGUGUUAUUCCUCUGAGGAAUGGGCGGAAAUGGGUGUAGAACAGUUGCGCCUUAGUACUGUUGAUUUGACUGGAGUCCCAUCAUUGGAAAACCUGCAUAAAGGUGUUGAGUUUGUGAUGAAGCAUCGUGCAUCUGGGAACUCAGUAUAUGUGCACUGCAAAGCUGGCCGCUUUCGCAGUGCCACUAUGGUUGCUGCGUACUUAAUUCAGCUCCACCACUGUACCCCUCAACAAGCAAUAGCCACAAUUCUUAAGAUACGUCCUCAUAUAAUCAUACGUGAAAAGCAAAUGAAGUUGCUGGAGGACUUUCAUACAUGUGUAGCUGUUGGAACUCCUGCACAGCAAGAGCCACCAAAGAUUCAGCAAGGAAAGAACAAGCCAACACACAACGUGCAGAACCAUCCGCGGAAAACGUCUGGUUCCUAACAUAUUGUGCGGGGGUAGACUGUUGUCUCAGCUACCACAAAGUUUCUUGAAGCAUUGAGAGCAAAGGAGAUCUGGUAGCUCCCAGCUUUAUCACUGCUAGGUAAACAUGGCUUGCCUC
This is a messenger RNA of Lacerta agilis (Sand lizard), 845 nucleotides long. It is a transcript of the gene PTPMT1, whose product is annotated as protein tyrosine phosphatase mitochondrial 1. Gene Ontology annotation, biological process: protein dephosphorylation. The transcript is spliced from 4 exons. Gene Ontology annotation, molecular function: phosphatidylglycerophosphatase activity; phosphatidylinositol-4,5-bisphosphate 5-phosphatase activity; protein tyrosine/serine/threonine phosphatase activity. The coding region runs from base 20 to 727 and encodes 235 amino acids. Lineage: Eukaryota; Metazoa; Chordata; Lepidosauria; Squamata; Lacertidae. The record is from RefSeq and is a predicted model, not a curated record.